CUUUGGAUCGAGUUGUGUAAGUGCACCGGGAACGUUUGGGAGGAAAGUUUUGCUCCUGUGAUAGGAGUGAUAUUGCCUCCGCCACUCUGUUUUGCUGGUUGUUUCUGUUCUUUCUGCCACCUUUUGCCAGUCGUACCGAAUGGGGAACAAUCGGUUAACUCCAGCCCGGGUCUUCCUUCACGCGAGCUGCCGGCCGGGAAAUCGACAGCGGGGAAGCCUUUUAGCGCGAGUUUCGGGAUGGGAGAAAGCCCAAGACAAAAAGAGCCAAAAGAUUCCUUGAGAAGAGAGAACCAAAACUCAAUGAAAAUAUUAAAAAUGCCAUGCUGAUUAAAGGAGGAAAUGCAAAUGCAACAGUGACACAAGUACUGAGAGAUGUGUAUGCCCUGAAAAAACCAUAUGGUGUUCUGUAUAAAAAGAAAAAUAUUACAAGACCAUUUGAGGAUCAGACAUCUCUGGAAUUCUUUUCAAAGAAGUCGGAUUGUUCUUUAUUCAUGUUUGGUUGCCAUAAUAAGAAGCGGCCAAAUAAUCUAGUAAUAGGUCGUAUGUAUGACUAUCAUGUGCUGGAUAUGAUUGAAUUAGGUAUUGACAAGUUUGUCUCUCUAAAAGACAUUAAGAACAGUAAAUGUCCAGAGGGAACAAAACCCAUGUUAAUAUUUGCUGGUGAUGAUUUUGAUUUAACAGAAGACUACAGAAGACUAAAAAAUCUUCUCAUUGAUUUUUUCAGAGGACCCACAGUAUCAAAUAUCCGCCUGGCUGGAUUAGAGUACGUUCUGCACUUCACUGCACUGAAUGGGAAGAUUUACUUUCGAAGCUAUAAGUUGCUGUUGAAGAAAUCUGGUUUUAGAACACCCCGGAUUGAAUUGGAAGAAAUGGGACCUUCACUGGAUCUAGUUUUGAGAAGGACACACCUAGCGUCAGAUGACCUUUAUAAAUUAUCUAUGAAGAUGCCAAAAGCUCUCAAGCCAAAGAAGAAGAAAAAUAUCUCCCAUGACACUUUUGGUACAACUUACGGAACGAUUCAUAUGCAGAAGCAAGACCUAAGCAAACUACAAACCAGAAAAAUGAAGGGGUUGAAGAAGCGACCUGCAGAAAGGAUAACAGAAGAUCAGGAGAAAAAAUCAAAGAGAGUUAAAAAAAAUUGAUGGAGCUUAGCUAGCAACUACAGUUCUAUUGUAGUCUGUUUAUUUAAGAGAAUUAUCACACUUUAAUCCAUUCAGUUUCUUUUAAGAUUGUAUUGGUUUUUUUUAACAUAAUUUACUAUGUAUUAUUACAGACUGUAAUAUAUUAGUAUUGAGUUUA
This is a messenger RNA of Otolemur garnettii (small-eared galago), 1299 nucleotides long. RefSeq names its product ribosome production factor 2 homolog (gene RPF2). The transcript has 10 exons. Gene Ontology annotation, cellular component: nucleolus. Gene Ontology annotation, biological process: maturation of LSU-rRNA from tricistronic rRNA transcript (SSU-rRNA, 5.8S rRNA, LSU-rRNA); ribosomal large subunit assembly. The record is from RefSeq and is a predicted model, not a curated record. NCBI's taxonomy places the organism in Eukaryota, Metazoa, Chordata, Mammalia, Primates, Galagidae. Bases 321 to 1142 code for a protein of 273 amino acids. Gene Ontology annotation, molecular function: rRNA binding.